Cyprinus carpio (common carp) is the source of this 957-nucleotide messenger RNA. RefSeq names its product ybeY metalloendoribonuclease. Bases 292 to 804 code for a protein of 170 amino acids. The record is from RefSeq and is a predicted model, not a curated record. The transcript is spliced from 4 exons. Gene Ontology annotation, molecular function: metalloendopeptidase activity. NCBI's taxonomy places the organism in Eukaryota, Metazoa, Chordata, Actinopteri, Cypriniformes, Cyprinidae. Gene Ontology annotation, biological process: rRNA processing.
GGCGCAUGCGCAGUUUCAGUUUCCAAAUCACCGGUCAGGGCAAACUCGGCAACUUGGAAAUUGUAUUUAAAUGAUCGUUAUAUUGUUAUAUGUUCAACAAAAUUGUCUUAAUAUGCGUAGAGUUGUCUGUCCUUUCCGUCGGCAGCAGAGUAAACACGUUUACACAUUUCUAUCUGAGACGGUCACCUUGUGAAAGCCGACGAACGGAGAAAAAGAAAGAAAAGAAAACUCAUCAGGUUGGGUUCUUGAGGUUAUAACUUAUUAUUUAUUCUAUUUAAUUGCGCUUUCACUAUGGGUGUAGUUCUGCGGAAUCUGCAGAAUGUGGUUCCCCUGAGACGAGCCAAACUGCGCAAAGAUGUGGAGGUCCUGAGACACAUCUUCGGGGUCCAGAGGUUUGACAUGGGCAUCAUAUGCGUGGACAACCGCAGGAUUCAGCGCAUCAACCACGUCUACAGGAAGAAGAACCAGCCCACAGAUGUGCUGUCUUUCCCCUUCUACGAGGAUCUGAGGCCAGGCAAAAUCCCAUGCGUCCUCCAAAGAGAAGAGUACAACUUAGGUGACAUCUUCUUAGGUGUGGAGUAUGUGAUGCAGCAGUGUAAAGAGACAUCCCAGGAUCUUCAUGAAGCACUUACAGUGGUCACUGCUCAUGGAAUCUGCCACUUACUGGGAUACAGACACGAAACUGAGGAGGAGUGGAAUGAGAUGCAGCAGAAAGAAAGUUACAUUCUCAGCGAGUUCAACAGGCUAACAGGCAGCCACCUCGAGCCACUCACUAAGAGGUCCACACAGGACAUGCGGCCUUAAAUACUGGACCGGUUCAUGAAAGAAACUCUUGGGUCGUAAAUAAGGGAGAAAAGCACGUCUGCUACCGAGUAGUUCUGAAUCUUGAAUUAAAACCAAUGGAACAAUGUUGAUUUUUUUUUCUAAAUAAAUUUUAUUUAAAAUGUGUUUAAGGAA